Messenger RNA from Loa loa (African eye worm), 2412 nucleotides. Its product is annotated as cell death abnormality protein 12. Bases 31 to 2400 code for a protein of 789 amino acids. Lineage: Eukaryota; Metazoa; Nematoda; Chromadorea; Rhabditida; Onchocercidae. Gene Ontology annotation, cellular component: plasma membrane. The record is from RefSeq and is a predicted model, not a curated record. Gene Ontology annotation, biological process: actin filament organization; cell motility. The transcript is spliced from 16 exons.
UUUUAGAAGAGAACAAAGGAAGUAAAGUUGAUGGGACCGGAUCAAUUUGGUGCUGCACAUUUUCAUACCGCUUCAAAACCACUGAAAGAAAUAGACAUACGCCUUCCGGAAAAUCUUGUAAAGGGAGCCGUGAAAUUAGAUCCACAUUUAAAGAAGUACUUGGGUGAUGAGUUUCCUGCAGAAUGCAAUACAAACGUUACGUGGACAUACGGAGCCGUGAAAUUAGAUCCACAUUUAAAGAAGUACUUGGGUGAUGAGUUUCCUGCAGAAUGCAAUACAAACGUUACGUGGACAUACGUAACUUUUGACAAGCAGAAUGAAGUUUUAACAGACUUAAUUACACGUUUGAGUAUCGAGCUGAAGCUACCUCAAUCGGAGAGGAAUACGUAUGCAUUAAAAUUUGAAGAACGUGAUAAUGAUGGUGUUUUUCUAACCAAAGAAAAUCGUGGUUUGGUACCCCAAGGGUUCAUUCUCAUUUUAACCGCAUCUCCGGAACGUUAUGCACACAAUCUUUUGGCACGUUUACGUAAUUCUUCAACUCAUACUGGCGAUCUUCGAGUAACACUUGCUGAACUGAUCACUUUAUGUAGUGAUAUUUCAUUUGCAACGCAGUUUAUGCGUAUAGGUGGAUAUGACUAUAUAUUUGAAAUUAUCGAAAAAGGAUGGUGCGCUGAUAGCGUUUCGUCCCAGUCACGAUUCCUUCAAGCAUUGCUGAUAUUGAUGGAUCAUCCUGGUUUAAUGUAUUGGUCACAGGUUUCGGAUGCAUUUAUUUCCAAAAUAGCGGAAAAUAUUACCGGCAAAGCUAAGCAAGAGGACAACAUCUUACUGGUUUCAUCACUUAAUAUUAUCGAUCUCAUUUUGAAUUCUAAGAAUGAAGAAAAAAUGAAUUUGGUAUUACGGGAGGUACCCUUCGAAUCGCUUAUACGUCAUCUUGAGAAAUCAGACGAACGAGUCAUUUUGAAUGUUCUGACGUUAAUGAAUUCUUUAUACAACAAAGCUAGAGACCAUGUGAAAAAUGAUAUCGUAGAGCAUCUCCAUGUAACACCUUUCCGUCAUGCAAUUGAAAAAUCGGUACUGAGAAAAGGAAAGCAAUUGGAUGUUGGAAUUGAGCAGCAACUUGUUACAAUACAACGUAUACAGCUGAAUAAACUAACACAAAAAGCUCUGCGUAUUCCUACAGAAGCAGAAAUUGAGCGAGUUUUUCAACUGAAACUUUUGAACAGUGAAAGCAGUAAAGGGAUUCAUGCAAAUGUUAUAUCAGACGAAAAGCAUGCAGAAUUUUUAAAUUUCACUGAAGCAGUUGUACAAACACCACCAGGAUCAUUAGCACUGGAAACAAUUCAGUUAUUUGUAACUCAUCAUGCUGAUUCCAUUGCAAAAAUAUCGUUGGAAAAUUCAAUGAGAUCUGAUAACAAUCUAUGGUCCCUUCUGUUUGUAUCGGUUCAUUUAGUGCAAAUGUUGAUUGACGUUCUUCAUGUUAUUAAUGAACCUGAAGAAGGUGAUCGAUUAAUGGUUUUAUUGUUCAAAAGUGAUCGACCAUUUUUGGAUUUUUUUGCGGUGCUUGUGAAACUUUUUCAUCGUACGUGGCGUGAAAUGCAUGCAAGUGAAGAAGAUAUUAAAAAGGUUUUGGCUGUUGUUCGGAAGCAAAUUGAUGUUUGUUUGCUGGAAAAACCAGAUACAUUUGAAAAGUUAGAGGAAUUGCUAGCAGCUCAUUCGUAUCCACAUAUGAAGAAAAUUUGGGAAAAAGAAAGGAGCGCUAAAGAAGCAGAAGAAUUACAGAGUGAUGCUGUCAAAGAGCUGCGAGAAUAUCUUCGACCGAGUAUUGUUGAACUGGUUUUGAAAAAUCGUAAAAAUGUUUUGAAAAAUGGCUAUAAAUUUGGGAAGCUAAUAAAGAGCAAAUCGAUGCAAAAAGGACAGCAAUUUUGGUUUUGGAAAUUGGAUGCUAACGAGAAGACGUUAAUUUGUACAGAUUGCUCAAACACAGAGUCUUCAUCAAAUGCAAAAUCUGCUGGAAAUAUAAAAAUAGAUGUGGCUGAUGUACAACGUGUAAUGGCUGGAGGUGAAGGUGAUUUUCCAAUGAAUAGUACAAAGGGAAAGAAAAAUUCAAAUGUACGCGGUAUCACAUUAGAAGUUGGUGAUAAGCCUGAUCUUUAUCAUUUGGUAACUUCUGAUGAGGAAACGAUAAAUGCCUGGUGUGAUGGUAUCAAUGCUUUGAUUGGUGUCAAUAAACUAUCGAUUCAAGCUCAACGACAAGUGGACCGCUUUUUGAAUAUUGAACUAAAAAUGCGAUUGCUUGAAUUGGAUCAUAUUCCAAAUUCAAUCGAAAUACCACCCUUACCAGAAAAUUUUGAUUGGAUUCCAAAAAAUGUUGAUAGUAAGACUUCUGCAACAAAAGUGUAACUUUUGGACCGG